Messenger RNA from Cooperia oncophora, 534 nucleotides. Lineage: Eukaryota; Metazoa; Nematoda; Chromadorea; Rhabditida; Trichostrongylidae. The record is from the annotation of a GenBank genome assembly.
AUGGUUAGCAUCAAUUACAGCUCAACGACUCAUACGGAUGCCGUUGUACCAAUCAAGUUAAUUAUGCGCUCUUAUCGUGGGAACAAACCUGUGCAGGAUACGCAGCCGAGCACAGAAGGCGGAAUUACGGAAAAGACUGAUCUCGGGAUACAGCAAAACCUCACUGCGUUCGGCGUCAUCACCCUAUGUGGGUAUGUAAGGAGUUCCUCUGGACCUCACAAUGAGCCCAAAGGAGAAUUAGUACUUAUUACUGGAGCGACACAUCUCGACCGGGCAGUGGCCGUGGAUCCCUCAUGUUUUGAGCUGCUACACAUGCGAGGAAGGUUUUCCUACCAGGUGGCAAAUUUGAGCUUCUUUGAGCGGUUGGCAGCGCGAACGAUGGGAACCUUGCCGCAAGUCUCCAUGGACGCUGCUCUGAAGGACCUAUUAGAGGCCGAGCAGCUCCGACCAGGCAUUACAGAGAACAGAUUGUACCUUGGACGGGUAUUGUACGCAAAAGGUGAUUACGCUGAGGCAAAAAAGUGGCUUGUUGAG